Mesocricetus auratus (golden hamster) is the source of this 1181-nucleotide messenger RNA. RefSeq names its product abhydrolase domain containing 11 (gene Abhd11). The coding region runs from base 101 to 1024 and encodes 307 amino acids. The transcript has 6 exons. The record is from RefSeq and is a predicted model, not a curated record. Lineage: Eukaryota; Metazoa; Chordata; Mammalia; Rodentia; Cricetidae. Gene Ontology annotation, cellular component: mitochondrion.
AGAUAGGGGGAGCCCUGGUUGUAAACCAGCCGGGCUCUGGGAGGCGGGGCGUGCGCGGGGCACACCUAGGAAGCACACUCUACAGGCCGCAAGUGUGGGCAUGCUCCGCUGGGCGCGAGCGUGGAAGGUCACCCAUGGGAAGCUUGGCGCCUCCUCUCCCAGAUGCUUGGCGGUGCCUGUCGCCUUUAGUAGCGGCCGCAGUAGUGGCCAAGAAAACGCCGAUCCGAGGCCGCUGCCGCUGUCCUAUAACCUGCUAGAUGGAGAUGCGACCCUCCCAGCCAUCGUCUUUUUGCAUGGACUCUUCGGCAGCAAAACCAACUUCAACUCCAUAGCCAAGGCGAUGGUCCAGAGGACCCGCAGGAGGGUGUUGACGGUGGAUGCUCGGAACCACGGCGACAGCCCCCACAGUCCAGACGCAAGCUACGAGGCCAUGAGUCAAGACCUUCAGGGCCUCCUGUCACAGCUGGGCCUGGCGCCCUGCAUCCUCAUUGGCCACAGCAUGGGAGGGAAGACCGCCAUGCUUCUGGCACUGCAGAGGCCAGAUGUUGUGGAACGCUUGGUUGCUGUAGACAUAAGCCCAAUAGGAACCACACCUGGAUCAUAUCUCGGAAGCUACAUGGCAGCCAUGAAGGCGGUUGAUAUCCCGGAGAGGAUGCCGCACUCCCAGGCCCGAAAGCUGGUAGAUGAACAACUUAGCCCCACUGUCAAGGACCCGGCCAUUCGGCGGUUCCUGCUCACUAACCUGGUGGAGGUGGAUGGGCGAUUCUCCUGGAGAGUGAACUUGGAGACUUUAGCUCAGCACUUGGACAAGAUUCUGACCUUCCCGCAACAAUGUGAAUCCUACUCCGGGCCAACUCUCUUUCUGAUUGGUGGAAAUUCUAAAUACGUAAAACCCAGUCACCACUCAGAGAUUAGGCGUCUCUUCCCUCAAGCCCAGAUUCAGACCGUACCUAAUGCUGGCCACUGGGUCCACAGUGACAAACCCCAAGACUUCAUGGAUGCUAUCAGCAGCUUCUUGACCUAAGAACUGACUCUUUGAAAGAGCAGACAGGGAACGCAGGGCUUGGCAUCCUUGCAACCUGCCCUUUGCUUCUGCACAGAAAAACGCAGGUGGGCACCAAGAGGGCCCCGGGGGUACAGCGUGGUCCAACCCUUUAAUGAAUAAAGGCAGUUCUCUUAAA